Peniophora sp. CBMAI 1063 is the source of this 2211-nucleotide messenger RNA. The record is from the annotation of a GenBank genome assembly. NCBI's taxonomy places the organism in Eukaryota, Fungi, Basidiomycota, Agaricomycetes, Russulales, Peniophoraceae.
AUGGCUACAGUUGCUUCUCAGCCUCGCUCGCAGAACGGCGCCCAGGGUACUCGUGGCAGGCGAAUGAACCGUCCCCGUGGAGGCGGCAGGGGCAAGCCUCACACUGCUCAGCCCGCCGCUGCACCGGCAUCUGCCCCUGUAGCUGAGGCGCCCAAAGUCGAAGAAGCCGCGGAAACGGCUGAGUCUGUAGACGAAGAGAUGAUAUGCUGGAUCUGUGCCGAGCAGGUCAAAUAUUUCGCCGUCUCAGAGUGUAAUCACCGAACCUGCCAUGUCUGCGCUCUCCGUCUGCGUGCUUUGUACAAGAAGAUGGAGUGUACUUUCUGCAAGGAGACACAAGGGGUUGCGAUCUUCACUACAUCUCCUGACAAGUCCUUCUCCGACUACGGCCCUACCGACAUUCCGCAUAAGGAUGGGAAGCUCAAUAUCUUCUUCGAGACGCAGGAAAUGAUGGAAGACUCCCUCGUGCUUCUUCGUUUCAAUUGCCCUGACAGGACGUGCGAAUAUAUCGCCACCGGCUGGAACGAUCUGAAAUUGCAUGCUCGCGGUCAGCAUGGCAAGCUCAUGUGCGAUAUCUGUAUCGGAAACAAGAAGGUCUUCUCGCAUGAGCAUGUUCUGUAUGCCCCAAAUGUUCUCGCGAUGCACAUGCCGUCUAUUCCUCAUCGUCGAGGAGAGAAGCCCCUGCCAAAGGAGCAAAUCGAAGGCGGUGUGCACCCCAUCUGCGAGUUUGACAGGACAUGCUUCUUCGGCGAUGAUGAACUGUACGCCCACAUGCGCGAGCGCCACGAGGAAUGUUUCAUCUGUAAACGCAAUGAGGUCCGCGACCAGUACUUCCGGAACUACGAGGCCUUGGAAAAGCAUUUCGAUAACGCUCAUCAUCCAUGUCCAAACUCCUCGUGUCAGCAACGCAAAUUCGUUGUCUUUGGUACUCUGCUCGAUCUCAAAGCGCACAUGGUGGAUGAGCAUGGUGCCGAGAUGUCCACUCGUGACCGUAAAGACGCACAACGCGUGAAUAUUGAGUUUCAACAAACGAAUGGAGGCGGUGGGAGGCGAAGAGGGGGGCAAGGUGGCGGAGGUGGUCAAGAGCGAGAACCGCCGCCUCAUCAGGGAGGUGGUGCCGGCCCCUCGUCUGGAGGAGGCGGCCGCUCGCGCCGAGAACGGUUCGGAGGGCACCUUACCACAGAGGGAGCAUCUGCACCCAAUUCUGCGGGUCCGAGCAGGAGGCAGUCACCGUCACCGCCGCCGGCCGAUAUGGAUCCGGUCACCGCUCAGCGUCAUGCCGACCUAUAUGCUCGUUUACGAGCUCUCGCACCAAACCCGACGAAUGCCGUAGCCUCGCUCAAGCUGUCUUUGCGCUCAUAUACCGCUUCCGAGAUGGGACCUCGCGAUCUUAUCUCGAACAUCUGGAAUAUCUUAGAUCGUGAUCUCGAUAACACCGCUAGCGUGGUCAACCUCGUCAUUGAUCUUCUCGAGGGUGAUGAUAAGAAGAGUGUGUUGCUAGGCGCCUGGAAUGGCUUCAAGCUCGAGCAACGGCGGCAGUUCCCCGACCUGGUGCCAACUUCUAUAGGCGAGGAAUGGGCCGGGAUCGCGGGUGGGCGCAUGCUCGCUCGACCCGCGCCCAGCGCACCGUCGCGCUCGCAGACGACGGCCGUCUGGGAUCGUGUGGCGCAGGCCGCAUCAAGCACGACACCUCGCCCGGCACCGCGGUACGUUCCAGGAGCUGCGCCGCCGCGACCACAACGGACAGCACCACCGGCUUCGACUGCUCCCGCAUUCCCCGCUCUCGUUCCUAGUCGCACGCCAGCACCUCAAACCGCUGCUCACCGCCAGGCAAACCGUUCAACGACUGCAUGGUCCGCCUCUGCAUCUGGUGCAGCACCUCCACCUGCGCCACGCGCCCCGCCUCCGCCCUCUUCAGUCAAUCGCAAUGUUCCACGGGGGCCACCACCUAAGUUGUCAAAUAGCGCGUUCCCAGAGUUGCCUACUGGCGCGCCGUCGCGCCGUCCGGCGCCAGCUGCAGGCAACAAUGGUUCGUUGCAGAAGAUUCUGGGUAGUUCGGCUCCUUCUCAGUCGGCUUGGACGCCUGGUGGCGGUGCUUCGGCGUCGAAUGCUCCUCCUGAAGCACCUGCACCUGCGCCGGAGGGAGGCAAGGGGAAGAAGGGGAAGGGGAAAGGAAAACAGACGCUGUUCACGCUCGGGUCGUUCCCAACCUAG